This is a messenger RNA of Vicugna pacos (alpaca), 2183 nucleotides long. It is a transcript of the gene MCCC2, whose product is annotated as methylcrotonyl-CoA carboxylase subunit 2. Gene Ontology annotation, molecular function: methylcrotonoyl-CoA carboxylase activity. NCBI's taxonomy places the organism in Eukaryota, Metazoa, Chordata, Mammalia, Artiodactyla, Camelidae. Gene Ontology annotation, cellular component: methylcrotonoyl-CoA carboxylase complex; mitochondrion. The record is from RefSeq and is a predicted model, not a curated record. Gene Ontology annotation, biological process: L-leucine catabolic process.
GGCUGGCGUGAGAAUCCGGGAGGUUUUGGGCGGGUUAGGGCUGCAAGGACGGUAGCUGCUGAGUUGUAGCCCGAAGCGUGGGAGUCGGAGGGGACCGGGGCAGGCCGCUCUCUCGCACUCCUUCCUCCCUCUGUGCCCGCUGCCAUGUUGGCCGCUCUGAGGUUAGCGCUGCGUCCGUGCGCCCGCGCCGCCAUCCCCGCGCUGCGCGCCUAUCAUGGGGACUCCGUGGCCACGCUGGGCACCCAGGCGGACUCGAGCUCUGCCGUCUACCAGGAAAACUACAAACAGAUGAAAGCACUAGUAAAUCAACUCCAUGAGCGAGCACAGAAAAUAAGACUAGGAGGUGGUGAGAAAGCCCGGGCACGUCACGUAUCAAGAGGAAAACUGUUACCUAGAGAAAGAGUCGACUGUCUUCUAGACCCAGGGUCUCCAUUCCUGGAAUUAUCCCAGUUUGCAGGUUAUCAGUUGUAUGGUGAUGAGGAGGUCCCAGCAGGUGGCAUUAUUACAGGCAUUGGGAGAGUGUCAGGAGUAGAAUGCAUGAUUGUUGCCAAUGAUGCCACCGUCAAAGGAGGUACCUACUACCCAGUGACUGUGAAAAAGCAUUUACGAGCACAAGAAAUUGCGAUGCAAAACAGGCUCCCCUGCAUUUACUUGGUUGACUCAGGAGGGGCAAACUUACCUCGACAAGCAGGUGUAUUUCCAGAUCGAGAUCACUUUGGCCGCAUAUUCUAUAAUCAGGCAGUUAUGUCUUCUAAAAGUAUUAUGCAGAUAGCAGUGGUCAUGGGCUUCUGUACAGCAGGAGGAGCUUACUUGCCUGCAAUGGCUGAUGAAAACAUCAUUGUACGCAAGCAAGGUACCAUUUUCUUGGGAGGACCCCCCUUGGUUAAAGCAGCAACUGGAGAAGAGGUGUCAGCUGAGGAUCUUGGAGGUGCUGAUCUUCACUGCAGAAAGUCUGGAGUAAGUGACUACUACGCUUUGGAUGACAAUCAUGCCCUUCACUUAGCUAGGAAGAUUGUGAGGAAUCUAAAUUAUCAGAAGAAAUUGGAUGUUACUGUUGAACCUUCUGAGGACCCUUUAUUUCCUUCUGAUGAAUUGUAUGGAAUAGUUGGUACUAAUCUUAAGAGGAGCUUUGACGUCCGAGAGGUCAUUGCUAGAAUCGUGGAUGGAAGCAGAUUCGAUGAAUUCAAAGCCUUAUAUGGAGACACAUUAGUCACAGGAUUUGCUAGAAUAUUUGGAUACCCAGUUGGUAUUAUUGGAAACAAUGGAGUUCUCUUUUCUGAAUCUGCAAAAAAGGGGGCUCAUUUUAUCCAGUUAUGCUGCCAAAGGAAUAUCCCUCUGCUGUUCCUUCAAAACAUUACAGGAUUUAUGAUUGGUAGAGACUAUGAAGCUGAAGGAAUUGCCAAGGAUGGCGCCAAGUUGGUGACUGCCGUGGCCUGUGCCAAUGUGCCUAAGAUAACUGUCAUCAUUGGGGGAUCAUAUGGGGCUGGAAACUAUGGGAUGUGUGGCAGAGCAUAUAGCCCAAGAUUUCUCUACCUGUGGCCAAAUGCUCGUGUCUCAGUGAUGGGAGGAGAGCAGGCAGCUAACGUGCUGGUGACAGUAGCAAAGGACCAAAGAGCACGGGAAGGGAAACAGUUCUCCAGUGAUGAUGAAGCAGCUUUAAAAGAGCCCAUCAUUAAGAAGUUUGAAGAGGAAGGAAACCCUUACUAUUCCAGUGCAAGGCUGUGGGAUGAUGGGAUUAUUGAUCCAGUGGACACCAGACUGGUGCUGGGUCUCAGUCUUAGCGCAGCCCUCAACGCACCAAUCCAGAAGACUAGCUUUGGCACCUUCAGGAUGUAAUUGGAAUGUAAAGCAUCUUCCGCUGGACAUGUACUAAAAAUUAAUAAUUAGUAGCCUUAAAAUUUUCAACUUUUUCAACAUGUGGCUAUUACAGUAAACUUGUUUUCUUAACACAGUGCAUUGUACUUUUCUACCUUAAAAAAUGUCAGUGAAGAUAUUUAUUUCAUGACCUUCAAUUCCUUGUAAAUUUUCUCAGAGAAACUUUUCUGUGGCUUAGCUUUACCACCCAUAAAAGAGACUAACUUGACAGUUAUCCUUUUAAAACCAUAAGUAGUAUGAAAAGUUCUGUAAUCUGUAAAUUCCAGGCAUUGUUGAGAUUAUUAACAUAAAGUUGUGUUUCCACUGAA